AUGAGGAUGCAGCUCAGUGAUGAUGGUGGUGUCCUAAAAGACUGGAAGGAUAAUCAAAUGACCCCCUGCUAUUGGGCUAACAUUGAUUGUCAAGACAACAAAGUUAUCGCAAUAACUUUGAGCUCAGCAGGCUUAGUUGGAAUCUUAUCUCCAAGCAUUGCAAAGAUAACAACUUUACAACAGCUGUUAUUAGAUGGGAAUGCCAUAAGUGGUAGAAUUCCUGAGGAGCUGGGGAACCUAUCAAGUUUGACAACUUUAAAUCUAGGAAGAAAUUCAUUUAAUGGCUCCAUACCUAACUCUCUUGGUGGACUCCUAAAACUUCAAAACCUGGAUCUAAGCGAAAAUACAUUGGCAGGGGCAAUACCUAACUCUCUUGGUCGACUCCUAAACCUUCAAAACCUGGAUCUAAGCGAAAAUACAUUGGCAGGAACAAUCCCAAUCUCUUUCUCAAAUCUUUCAUCACUGAAUAAUAUAAAUCUAUCAGACAACGAUCUUGGUGGUGAAAUACCAGAAAAACUGCUCCAGGUUGCUCAAUACAACUAUACAGGCAACCACUUGAACUGUAGCCGACAAUUAACUCCAUGUGAAAAACGCACAGCGAAGACAGGGCCUAAAACUAAAAGUAAUGUUUGGAUCUUGGUUGUUGUUUCUUCUCUACUUGGAAUUGCUUUGUGCAUCAUCUUUUGCUUUGGACCAAUCAUGUUCAGAAGCCUCAGCAAAGGCAAACAGAGAGUAAGGGAUAGAUCAAAUGUGAUUGUGCACCGAGAUGUAGAGCUAGUAUGGGAAACAGAAGGGAACAAUCCAGAUUUCACAUUUUUCAAUUAUUCACAAGUUUUGGAUGCUACAAAUGACUUCUUGGUAGAAAAUAAACUUGGGCAAGGUGGCUUCGGUCCUGUUUACAAGGGCCGGCUUCCUGAUGGGUUGGAGAUAGCAGUUAAAAGACUUGCUUCGCAUUCUAUGCAAGGUUUCAGAGAGUUUAGAAAUGAAGUCCAGCUCAUAGCAAAACUCCAGCACAGAAAUUUGGUUAGGUUGUUGGGAUAUUGCUCCCAUGGGGAGGAAAAAAUGCUGGUCUAUGAAUAUCUAAAGAAUAAAAGCUUAGAUUUCUUCAUAUUCGGUCUCGACGGCUCCAUGCCAUGGACGAGGAGGAUGAAGAUCGCCGUCGGCGCGGCCAGGGGCCUCGCCUUCCUCCACGACGCAGACACGCCGGUGAUCUACCGGGACUUCAAGGCCUCCAACAUCCUGCUUGACGAGGACUACAACACCAAGUUGUCGGACUUCGGGCUCGCCAAGGACGGGCCUCAGGGCGACGCGACCCAUGUCACAACGCGCGUGAUGGGGACAAACGGAUACGCGGCGCCAGAGUACAUCAUGACGGGGCACCUGACUGCCAAGAGCGACGUCUACAGCUUCGGGGUGGUGCUCCUGGAGCUCCUGACGGGCCGGCGGUCUGUCGACCGGGCUCGGCGGCCCAGGGAGCAGAGCCUGGUGGAUUGGGCCAGGCCCUACCUCAGGAAGCCCGACAAGCUGUACCGGGUCAUGGACCCGGCCAUGGAGUGCCAGUACUCGUGCCGAGGGGCUGAACGGGCUGCUAUGGUGGCGUACAAGUGCCUGAGCCAGAACCCGAAGUCUAGGCCCACCAUGAGGGAGGUGGUCCAGUCCCUGGAGCCCGUCCUGGACAUGGACGACUACCUCCAGAUCGGCCCGUUUGUGUUCACCGUCGUAGUGGAAGAUGGCGACGGCAAGAGCAACGACGGUGGCGAAGGCAAGGUUGUUGACGGGGAGAAGGUUGACGUGACGAUAGAGACGACGGUGGAGGAGAAGAAGCAGCACCACAUGAGCCACCAGGACCGGCACCGGCAGAAGUUCCCCAACUCGGCGGUCCACGCUGACGUGGUGCUGCAUUACCGGGACGGCGGCGAACUCGGCCCGCACAUUAGCGCGCUGCGGCGGCACCGGAGGACGUCCAGCUACGUCAAGGAGAGAGGGGCGUAG
Molecule: messenger RNA, 1992 nt
Organism: Miscanthus lutarioriparius
Lineage: Eukaryota; Viridiplantae; Streptophyta; Magnoliopsida; Poales; Poaceae
Source: the annotation of a GenBank genome assembly